This is a messenger RNA of Medicago truncatula (barrel medic), 1921 nucleotides long. RefSeq lists its product as uncharacterized. The record is from RefSeq and is a predicted model, not a curated record. The transcript is spliced from 7 exons. Gene Ontology annotation, biological process: charged-tRNA amino acid modification. Bases 162 to 1709 code for a protein of 515 amino acids. Gene Ontology annotation, molecular function: tRNA adenosine(64)-2'-O-ribosylphosphate transferase activity. Gene Ontology annotation, cellular component: cytoplasm. NCBI's taxonomy places the organism in Eukaryota, Viridiplantae, Streptophyta, Magnoliopsida, Fabales, Fabaceae.
UGACGAACAUAGUACUUUUAAAACAAUGAUGACGUGUACAUAUCAUGUCGUUUGUUACUAGUACUACCAGGUCAUACAUAUAUAUGUUCGUGUGAGCCACUCUGUUGCGGCCGAUACUCAUUGUUUUGUAGAGAGAGAGAGAGAGAGAGAGAGAGAUUUGGAUGGAGGUUUCAGAGGAAGAAUGGUCGAAGAAGCUAAGCAUAUACAAAGCAGCAAGAAGCAUUAAAAAAAGAGACAACAGUUUGUACAACGCACUUAGAUCUAUCUAUCAAGAUUCUGUUUUCAUUGGUGAAAUCUCUCAAUUAUGGCCUCAACUUCCUCUUCUUGCAAACCUUCGUUGUGGCCUUUGGUACUCUUCCAAUUUCCAUUCCACUUGUUACUUCAAAUCCACAGAUGGUCACACCAACAAUUGUUCUUUCUCCACUUCUCGUCUCAACCUUCAUGUCGCUCAUCUUGCCGCACAGAAAGGUGGUUGUAUGAUUGUUGAUUCUACUAGAAAAGGAAAGCGUUUCCCUGACAGCAUGUCCAAAACCAUACCCAUAUGGACUUGUGUUCUUAAUCGUGCAAUUGCCCAAUUUAUAAGAGAUUUUCAUAUGGAUGAUACUUCAGCACCACAAUUGAGUGAGGACUCUGAUUGGGAUUGCUCUUUGCACCUACCACUUUGGGUUCCCCUAACAGAAAAGGCUUCAAUUGAGGAGCACUUAGAGGAAUGGACAGAACAAUUGAAAGCAAGUGGGGCUGACAUUGCUUCCCUCUCUGCUUCCUUGAAGAAACCAUUACGUCCUCUAUGGAUUUCUCAGAAAACUGUCAUAUGGUUAAAUGAAGUACCUCACCAUGAUUCAUGGGAUUUCACUCCAAUCAUACUUGUCUCUGCUUCUUCUUCGUCGAAUGGUGUAAGCCAACACAACAAGACUAACUCCGAGUUUAGCUGGAAUUAUAUACCAGGUGCAGGAGACGAUGAAGAAAGUUGGUCUAGGGGUUUAACUCCACCUCUCUUUUGGAAUCAUGUUUAUGAUCUUAUAAAUUCAGGUCCUGAUGUGUGUAACCAGAAGGUUGCAGAUAUCGUUGAAAAGGGUAGGGUGCGCCGUGUUUAUAGAGGAGAGAGUGCUCCUCAGAUUAGAGUUAAAUCACUUUCACAUGAAGAACCAUCACUGGCUUCUGAUGUUUCAAAUAUUGAAGUUGACACUAAGUCUUCUGAAGAUUCUGAAAUUUCUUGGUUGGGUUCAACUAAUUUGGCAGUUGGUGCAUCUCAAUCUGCUACAGAUGCAGCCGAUGUUGAUUGCAUAUUGAAUUGUGAUUAUGAGUCCAUCACUGUCUGUCUUCCCAGUUCAGAAGCAUAUCUGCAUCUUCCAAUUGUGAAUUCAAAGUUUGAUCGCUUUUCCUUAUUAAAUAAUCUUCCUAAAGCUGUGAGCUUCGCCAAGUUCAACCUCAGCCAGGGAAAACGACUUCUGGUUUGUUGUAAUGAUGGGGAAGAUAUUAGUAUAUGUGUUUGCUUAGCAAUUUUGAUGUCAUUAUUCGAUGAAAAAGGUACUUUUGAUGAUGGUAAAUCCUUCAAUACAACACAUGUCACUAAAUGGGAUAUGAGAAGACGGCUUGUAUUUGUCUGUAAGUUUGCAACAAAUGCUCGACCAUGCAGAGGAAAUUUGAGGCAAGUUUUUAACUUCCUUAUUGGCGGAAAAUGCAUUCUUCAACCAGAGGAGGACGGUUGAAGUGAUGAGUGAUUGCUAGAACUUGUGUAUAUCAUUAGUAAUUCCUUAAGUGUCUAACUUAUUAUUACUAGUUAUUAGACAUGAUUUUUGUUUACCUAAGUUUAUGCAAAUGUUCUGUCAAAUAACAUCAACUGUGCCUCAACAUGGAAGGUCGUGAGAUAUGUAAAUUGCCAGAUUCAUUCAAAAUUUAACCAAUUCAAUUUUUCUCAAAA